Messenger RNA from Myiozetetes cayanensis, 1225 nucleotides. RefSeq lists its product as uncharacterized. NCBI's taxonomy places the organism in Eukaryota, Metazoa, Chordata, Aves, Passeriformes, Tyrannidae. The record is from RefSeq and is a predicted model, not a curated record. The transcript is spliced from 4 exons. The coding region runs from base 22 to 504 and encodes 160 amino acids.
UCCAGGCUUGGCUGCCCAUGGAUGUGUCAGUCCCCACUAUCUGUGUUGACCCAGCUCGGAACAUCUCUGCAGCUGAGACUGGAGGGGAGUGAGGAGGAGGAGGAGGAGGAGGAGGAGGAGGAGAACGGAGACUCCGAUUCUCUGCUGGAGCCUGGGCAGCCGGUGGUGCAGUGGCAGGAGCACAGUGAUGCCAGUGAGGCCAUGCUGGAGAGGCUGGAGGGGCUGGAGGCCGACGUCCGCUUCCUCUGCACGGAGCUGGGGGCAGAGAAGCUGCUGUGGAGCAGCCGCUUCCUGGAGGUGCUGCGGGAACAACAGAGCCUUCGCCAGCGGGUGCAGGAGGUGCCGUGGCAAUGGAACAGCAGCGACAGCCCCGAGCUGCUGGGGGAAGUGGAGGAUCCAACUGCCAGCGGGAGCGAGGGAGAGAGCCCAGAAGGACACCAGUGGGCAGAGCCCCUGUGGCCACCACGCGGCACCAUCCAGCCUGAUGGCAGAAAACGUAAGUGAAGGUGUGAGCAGGGCAUCAGCGAGUCACGAAGGAGCCACACGUCCCUCCCUGCCCAGGCUGCUCAGGACACAGGCCAGAGUGGUGGAGUCCCAGCUGCGUCCCUGGAUGUGCCUCUCCAUCCGUCGGGGCCAGCCAGGCCUGGCCCCAUCCUGCAGAACUGCAGCCAUUCCUUGGGAGCAGGAACCAGCCAAGAGGCAGGUCAGGGUGAGCUGCUGGCCCUAGGGCCAGGAGAAGUCACAGCCACCUCCCUGCCCAGGGCCACCCCAGGGCUGACUGUGCCCUGGUGGGGUUGGCUCUGGUGGAGCCCACCACAGAGCAUCCUCCUGAUCUACUGCACCUUGUUGGGAGGCUCCAGGAACAAGGAGUCUGCUCACCAGUGGCCCCAGACACCUUGCACAAGCUGGAGCCCCUGGGGCGAUGGAUUGCAAAACUCACCCAGUGACUUCCUGGCCGGCCAGGCCUGGUCCCCAUGUCAGCAGCUCUGCACGUGUUGCAAGGCCAGGCCAGCUCUUCGCGACAGCGGCCGGGGGGAAGCGGCUCCCCUGGGGUGGCCGAGGGCCCCUCGUGCCCCAGAUGAUGAGCCCUGGGACCACCAGCACCGUUCGGAGCAGGGCUGAGGGGCCUCCCCGUGCCCAGGCCUGGCCUAGCACAGAGGGGCUGUGUCCUGCCCCCCACCCCGGGGUCCCCAGGGCUGCCCCUGUGCUGUGGCUGUUCAAUACA